AUGUCCGCGCUGCGCUUGCUGUCGUCCACCUCCCGGCGAGUACCCUCGGCGUUCCUUCAGCAAAAGCGUGGGUAUGCAGAAGCUGCGAGUAAACUCAACCUGUCCCUAGUUCUUCCUCACCAAGCAAUUUUUACUUCGACAGAUGUUGUUCAGGUGAACAUCUCAGCAGCCACCGGAGACAUGGGUAUCCUCGCCAACCACGUUCCUUCCAUCGAACCCAUCCGUCCUGGUGUUGUUGAGGUGAUUGAUUCGAACAACACGUCAAAGAAGUGGUUUGUUUCCAGUGGCUUUGCCAACGUGCACCCUGGCAACAAACUCACUAUCAAUGUGGUCGAGGCCGCUCCUCUCGACUCGUUUUCUCCUGAGGCAGUACGGACUAACCUUCAAGAAGCAUUAAAAGUUGCCGCAGGAAAUGGAUCAGAGGAAGACAAGAUGGAGGCCCGGAUAGAGGCUGACGUUUACGAAGCACUGCAACAUGCUCUGGGCUCGAAAUGA
Molecule: messenger RNA, 495 nt
Organism: Pisolithus orientalis
Lineage: Eukaryota; Fungi; Basidiomycota; Agaricomycetes; Boletales; Pisolithaceae
Product: F1 complex, delta/epsilon subunit of ATPase
Exons: 4
Coding region: 1-495 (164 amino acids)
Biological process (GO): proton motive force-driven ATP synthesis
Molecular function (GO): proton-transporting ATP synthase activity, rotational mechanism
Source: RefSeq, a predicted model, not a curated record